CAUUCUUCAUCUCCUCAUCAGCUUCCAGGUCUCUCGAGCACAAUUCUCCUCAUCUCCUAGAUAGCAAGCUUGAUUUGCGGAGAGUUAAGAGCAAGACUGUGGUUGACGACCAAUCAGUUGCAGAUCAUGAUGAGGUCGACGUGGUUGGCGUUCGCUGUGGCGGCGCUCCUCGUCGCCUCGGUGGCACACGCCUCGCCGCCGGCGAAACUGAAGGUCGGGUUCUACAAGCACUCGUGCCCGCAGGCCGAGGACAUCGUCCGCAACGCCGUCCGCCGCGCCCUCGCCCGAGACCCGGGCCUCGGCGCCGGCCUCAUCCGGAUGCACUUCCACGACUGCUUCGUCCGCGGCUGCGACGCCUCCAUCCUCAUCAACUCCACGCCGGGCAACCAGGCCGAGAAGGACUCCGUGGCCAACAACCCCAGCAUGCGCGGCUUCGAGGUCAUCGACGACGCCAAGGCCGUCCUCGAGGCGCACUGCCCGCGCACCGUCUCCUGCGCCGACAUCAUUGCUUUCGCGGCGCGCGACGGUGCCGACCUCGCCGGCGGCAUCAAGUACCAGGUCCCCUCGGGGCGCCGCGACGGCCGCAUCUCCAUUUCCGACGAGGUGCUCAACAACAACGUCCCCGGACCCACCGACCUGGUCAACGAGCUCGUCGAGAGCUUCAAGCGCAAGGGUCUCUCCGCCGACGACAUGGUCACGCUUUCCGGCGCGCACACCAUCGGCCGCUCCCACUGCUCCUCCUUCACGCAGCGCCUCUACAAUUUCAGCGGCCAGGUGGGGCGGACGGACCCCGCCAUCGACCCCGCCUACGCCGAGCACCUCAAGAUGCGGUGCCCAUGGCCGUCCAGCGACGCCCAGAUGGACCCCACGGUGGUGCCGCUCGACCCCGUCACGCCGGCGGACUUCGACAAUCAGUACUUCAAGAACGUGCUCGCGCACAAGGUCGUGCUCACCUCCGACCAGACGCUGCUCGACAACCCGUGGACGGCCGGGAUCGUCAAGUUCCACGCCGCUGUCGAGAAGGCGUGGCAGAUCAAGUUCGCCGCGUCCAUGAUCAAGAUGGGCAACAUCGAGGUCCUCACCGGCGACCAGGGGGAGAUCAGGGAGAAAUGCUUCGUCGUCAACCACUACUAGUCACUUCAACGGAUUAGCUAGUACUAAGAUUGUUUAAAUAUAUAUGUUCCAAGUUAUAAUCGUCGAGAUUUUUCUUCUUUCUUCAGUUUGUGUAAUUGAACACGUUUGUCAAGUGAAAUGAUACCAAUCUUAGUACGCAUCAUUA
Panicum hallii is the source of this 1279-nucleotide messenger RNA. Its product is annotated as peroxidase 5-like. The record is from RefSeq and is a predicted model, not a curated record. Gene Ontology annotation, molecular function: peroxidase activity; heme binding. The transcript has a single exon. Bases 127 to 1134 code for a protein of 335 amino acids. Gene Ontology annotation, cellular component: plant-type cell wall; plasmodesma. Lineage: Eukaryota; Viridiplantae; Streptophyta; Magnoliopsida; Poales; Poaceae. Gene Ontology annotation, biological process: hydrogen peroxide catabolic process; response to oxidative stress.